AUGGGCAAGGUCAUGGGCUACUCGAAAGACGACCGACGCGCGAGGGCAUCCCACAUCCUGCUGUCCUUCGAUGCCUACCCGGAAGGGAGCUCGCCCGACUCCGAGGCGAUGGCGAACGGGCUAAAGGCAAAGAUCGAAGGCGGCGACUUCACGUUUGAGUUUGCGGCGGAGAAGCCGUCUUCAAGCAAGGUCGUGGAGGACGAGCCGCUCGGCACGAUCUUAGGCCCGGUCAAGACGCAGUUCGGCCAUCACUUGAUCAAGGUGGUGCAGCGGGGAGAGUCAUGA
Messenger RNA from Emiliania huxleyi CCMP1516, 285 nucleotides. RefSeq lists its product as hypothetical. The transcript is spliced from 2 exons. Lineage: Eukaryota; Haptophyta; Isochrysidales; Noelaerhabdaceae. Bases 1 to 285 code for a protein of 94 amino acids. The record is from RefSeq and is a predicted model, not a curated record.